AUGAAUAAAUCAAUCUGUUCUAUUCAUGAUCAAGAAGAAGAAAAAUAUAUAUGUGUUCAUCCUCAUUGUAUCAAAAAGGUAGAUAAUAAAUUAAGUUGUAUUUAAUGCUUCUCCAAUAAACACAAAAAAAUAAAAUUAGAAAAGCAUUAAUUUAUCAACUUGUCAGAACUUGAAUAAAAAGCCAUUGAUAAUUACAAUAACUUGAAGAGACAACUCAACGAUGAAAUUUAGAAGAACUAAUAGUUAAAUACAAUAAUAUAGGAACGAUUAGCAGCUGUUUUACUUUCUCUUAGUACUUGGUAAAAUAAUCAAAAAAAAAUGUUCAAUGAUAUAGCUGAGAAUUCCAGCUAAGUUUUAACUGAAAAUAUAUUAAAGGCUGAUAGUCUUAUGAAAAAUCCAUCAUUAGAUACAUUUAUUUAUUUUUUUAAUUUUAAAAUAUUAGAAAAAGAGAAAGAAAAUUAAGAUAUUAGAGAAUAUUCGAUGAGAUAAUUAGAAUAUUCAUUAAAGUAAAUUGAAGAAAAGAGAGAUAUAUUAAUAAAUUAACAAACUUUUAUAUAAAGAGAGCAAUUUCUAAAAUUUUCUUUCAUAAAUUAUUAGAUAGAAUCUGAUAAUCUUAAAGAAUAUUAAUUUGAGAAGUGUUAAAAGCAUUUAAGUAAAUAGAAAAUGUUAUGUACUCAUCCAAAUUGUUUAGAGAAAAAUUCAUAUUAAUUAUAGUGUAUACAUUGUAUUUCAGAAGAACAUAAAGAACAUUAAUUAGGAACAUAUAUUAAGAAUAUUGCUAUAAUUUAGAAAGAAUAAGCAGAAAAACUAGAAUAAAUUGAAUAACUAAAAAAGAAAUAUAGUAUUGAUAUAAAACAAUCAAUUGAUAAAAAUUUAUCAAAGAUUAAUGAAAUCUAAAAAGAUUACUAUUAAAAUUAUGAAAAACAAAAAGAAAAAGCAAUAUUUUUAGAGUAAUACUAAUUAAAUCAAUUUUCAAACCCUAAUACUCCUAAUUAUAUUUUUGGUAAUAUAGAUACACACCUACUUAAAACAACUAAAGAUUAAAUUAAUUUAUACUACUAAUAGCUAUAUUAUAAUUUUGAAAUUAAAUUUUAAACUAUAUUUUUCAAUUAAGUUAAUGACGACAUAAAAUUUUGUACUGAAUUAGAUUUUAACUCAAAAUAAUUCUUUUAAUAUGUUAUUAAUUUAGAAUAAGAACUUGAAUUAUGUAAAAUAUAACUUCAAGAAUAUAAAAAGUAAAUUGAAGAGUAUAAUUAGAAUUCUAACUAAAUUGAAUUGCAAAUGAAGACACAAAGUGCUUACAUUAUUAAUUUAUAAUCAAGUAUAUCUAGUUUAGAAUUACUUACUCAAUCAAAUUUAAUAUAAUAAAAUGCUUCCAUUAAUUAAUUACAAUCCAAUCUUGAAUAUAAAAUUUCUCAAUAGUUUUAAUACAUUAUAGGUAAUUCAAAAUUAUAAAAUGUUACCAUUAAUAAUUUACAAUCGGAUCUUGAAAAAUCAAUUGGACUUUUAUAAUAACUUAUAAAAAGCAAUUAAGAAUAAGAAAAUGCUUCAAUUAAUUCACUAUUAGAACAUGAAAAAGAUAUUUCUAAUUUGUUAUCAUUAAAUUCAAACCAUUAAAAAAAAUUAGAAAAAAUCUCUGAUUAAUUAAAAUUGAGUCUUGAGAAAGAUAUUGCACUACCUUUGAAAUAACUUACUCAAAGCAAUAUAUAAUAAGAAAAGGAGAUUUCUGAAUUAAAGACUUCACUAAGAAACUAAGAAAAAGAAGUUCAAAAUAUAUUAGGCCGUAAAUAGUUUUUUUUCUUUAUAUUUCCUAUUAUUUUAGUUAUCAUCUAAUACAUGAUAAGUCAUUCUAAAAAAUGA
Paramecium pentaurelia is the source of this 1860-nucleotide messenger RNA. Lineage: Eukaryota; Ciliophora; Oligohymenophorea; Peniculida; Parameciidae. The record is from the annotation of a GenBank genome assembly.